AUAAAAAAUAUUUUUAGGUUAUCUAGUGAAUUAAAAUAAUUCAGAAAUUCCUUAAAAAUGCCGUUCAUGAAAGGAAGAGCCCCUAUUCGCCGCACUUUGAACUACCUCAAUGCAGGAAAACUAGUUUUCAAGGAUAAAAUAAGAAUAUUUUCUGUCGCGUACAAUAUUUACGGCCAAAACAAUAAUGGUGCAAAAGAUUUCGUAUUUUGGUAUUUACCACAGAUCCAGUACAAAAAUCCCGACGUGCAAGUGGUUACUAUGAAGAAUCUUACACCUUCGCCGUUUAUUAAGUGUUAUUUUGAAGAUGGGAGACGAAUUUUAGUCGACGUCGAUAAUAAAUCCAAAGAAGAUAUAUUGGAUCAUUUAUUGAAUACAGUUGGAAAGUCAAAGGAGGUUUUGGAAGCGGAGGCUACAGCUGCUGAGAAGAAGGAUAAUCCUGCUAACUUCGGAGUUGGUUGUGAAAGAGCUUGUAUUUGUGAAACAUAUGGGCAAAUACCCUGCCCUGGUGUUGUGCCUUUACCAAAAUGUAUGAGAGGCAAAUAUUUAAACCAACGAGAUUAGUAUAAAGUGUGUGUAUCAUUUAAUAAAAGAAACUAAGUGUAUAAAAAUUAUAUGAAGUGAUAAGAUAGAA
This is a messenger RNA of Papilio xuthus (Asian swallowtail), 631 nucleotides long. RefSeq names its product mitochondrial ribosomal protein S25 (gene mRpS25). Gene Ontology annotation, molecular function: structural constituent of ribosome. The transcript has a single exon. Gene Ontology annotation, cellular component: mitochondrion. Lineage: Eukaryota; Metazoa; Arthropoda; Insecta; Lepidoptera; Papilionidae. Bases 58 to 561 code for a protein of 167 amino acids. The record is from RefSeq and is a predicted model, not a curated record.